AUGCAUCUGAUACUACUUUUCUUCGCACCCGUUGUCCUUUCGUCACCUAUUUCGCUGGACAAGAGAUACACAGCUAUCCGAAUCAAGUCCCUCAGGAACAAAGAAAGUCUUCACCCUCUCGGUCAACAAUCUACCUGGGCAUCGGGCACGCGAGUAGGCACUACUUCAUGUGAAAGAGCCGCAUUGUGGAAUGCCAAUCCGGGGAGGGGUAGUGUCAUCUUGUACAACACAGAUCUAGCUUUGGAUGCUGGUACAGGACGAGACAACAAAGAACCUGGACAACUCGCUACAAGCUGGCCAGGAACGUUUCAACAGACAUGGAGGGAACGCAGACCUGGCGAUGCACGACGGGCAAUACCAAUCAAAUCUGGACACUUCUUACCCCCACCCCCGAAUACCGCGAUUUUGAUCCACCAUUUGGUACUGUGUACGAAGAUCCCCCCAACGGUGGCAAAAGACUACAUCCAUAUCGAAGACCUGAUUUGGCACUCACUCUUGAUGGAGGACUACCCCCCCGAUGCUAGAAGUGCUGUAAUUGCUUACUCUCAACCCACAGAUGGGCCUUUUGCUGCGGCUCAACUCCUGAAUUUGACGAGUGGUACCAACCUCAAGAUAUCAUCUGCUUUCGACGAGACUACAUGCCUAGAUGCAGGUUAUAGACCAGGGAAUGGCGCACUUGCAAGAUUUACCGGGUGUGGAGGGGCAGCUAGGUGGGAUUGGGAUGGAGAGAAGUUGAGAAUCACUAAUUCCAAUCUAUGUUUGGAUGUACGAGCCGAAUCAACCCGCCUGAACGAGAUACUCAAACAGCUUCAGGUAUGGGAAUGUGUUGAGGGCAACACGAAUCAAGAGUUCUUUACUUUGGGCUAG
Messenger RNA from Kwoniella botswanensis, 867 nucleotides. RefSeq lists its product as uncharacterized. The transcript is spliced from 7 exons. The record is from RefSeq and is a predicted model, not a curated record. Lineage: Eukaryota; Fungi; Basidiomycota; Tremellomycetes; Tremellales; Cryptococcaceae. Bases 1 to 867 code for a protein of 288 amino acids.